AAUAUUUGAAUUUAAACAUCUAUUUUUGGCUUCUCUGUAUUAUGAAUGCUGGUGGAAUCUUUGAUCCCGUCUCUGUAGGAAAUUCAAAUGGACUAGAACGAAAAUCUCCUUAUUGUAACGAUUAUGAUUGUCCAUCAUUCACUUUGAUAUGUAAAGUAAAAGAAUUCGAAGUUAGGAGGUACGAAUCUAGUACCUGGGCUUAUAGCGAAGCAGAGGCUCUCAGCAAAAUUACUGCUAUCACUACCGCAUUCAACAAAAACUACCGAUACAUCUCCGGGAAUAAUGAAGAAAAUUUAACAAUCCCCAUGAGCCUUCCGGUUUUAGUCCGGGAAAGAUUACCGUAUAAUAAUUGGUUUGCGAAAAAAUCAUACAGAGUGUUACUCUAUUUGCCUAAACAUGCGCCUACUCCUUCUAACCACGAAGUUAAAAUUGCAAAAUUAGAGUCUAAAACAUUUUACGUGUAUUACUAUGUGGGAUCCUUAUGGUCAUGGUAUUAUAAUCAUAAUAAUUUCGAAGUUUUGAACGCCUUCUUACAAGAGAACGGAAUUGAUCAACCCUCGGAAUAUUACGUAGCCGGUUAUGACAAUCAAUCGAAGUUAUUGAAUAGACCUAACGAAAUAUGGGUAGAAGCUCCGAAAUCCCAUGAAAUAUCGAAAAUAUGUUCUCAAGAUUAAUUUUAAACAAAUUCUAAUAAGACAAUAUUAAAA
Molecule: messenger RNA, 707 nt
Organism: Gordionus sp. m RMFG-2023
Lineage: Eukaryota; Metazoa; Nematomorpha; Gordioida; Chordodea; Parachordodidae
Product: heme-binding protein 2-like
Exons: 5
Coding region: 42-674 (210 amino acids)
Source: RefSeq, a predicted model, not a curated record